UUCUACUACAGAGAAGGAAGAAGACCAAACAAACACGCCUGAGGCCAGAGUUGCGAGGAAAUCAAGGGAUGUGUACAAUGGCUCGAGUCCUUAUGGAAUGGAGUGUUUUGCAUGCUUUGGGAACACUUCGUCAAAAAGUGAUGAUAACUGUUAUGAAGGCAUGAGUAUGCCAACAAAGAAGUGUGCUGACGCUGAGCACUGUUACAUAGAAAUUAAUCCUAAAUUCAUCAAAAGGGGUUGUAUAUUACCUGGACGGGUAAAUAGGACAUUUGUAUGUAAAUGUCCUCUCUGUAACGACAAACCUUCUUUCGACACACAGCAUUACGAUUAUAAGAAAAUCAGCGAUUGGGAAUAUGAUAACGCUCGUCUUCAAACGCCUCUGUAUGCAAUGGAUCUAAUGUGUAAAGUUUGUGAAACUAAAGGGACAAAUCCAACGUCUGAUAAAAACUGUAGAUAUGGCAAGAAUGCAGAUUACAUGGUGUGUGCCAACAACCAGCUUUGUUACACAAAUAUUGAUGAUGAGAUAGAUUUUGUAUCCAGAGGAUGCAUUGAUAAGCCAAUAUUUAAUUCAAUUUUUUUCUUUUGCAAUAAUACUGAGUGCAAUUCCGAUAAAUUCCCAAAUCCUACAGAAAAAUUAAAAUUGCGUUCAAAUGAUAUCAAACUGAAAGACGAUCCUGCAAGGAGGAAAAGGAGACCUGUUGUCGUCUCAAGUUCACAUAAUGUGUACAAAUAUAAUUUAUAUCUAAUACUCACGAUAAUCCUAAAAUCUAUCAAAUGCAUUUGAUUUAAUUUUAUUUAGAUAUGCAAAAUGAAUUACACCUUGGAAUAAUUCAUCUAAUAAAAUCUUUUUGUAAUAAAAUUUUGCAUCAAAAAGGCCGUCUAUUAUGUAACUUGACGUUUUAAACUGACUCUCAAAAGCAUCUCGAAAGUACGCCAAACUUCAAUUUUGAUUACAACAUGACAUGGACAUCGACGAAUCACUUGCCAUUAACCAAGAAUAGAACAAUGAACAGAAGAUUUUUUUAUUUACUUUUAUUUAUUAUUAAUGUAAAAUGCGAGCAAAAAGAAAAUACCAAAAGUCAUACACACCUACCGUACUUUAGACGAAAAGUAGAAGAAAUCGGUGAGACAGAUUUUUUUGAGACAACCGAAACAGAGGAAUCCCAAAAUUUAGUAUCGUUUCUGGUCAAAAAUGUGAGAGAAAUCUUUAACGACCUAGUCGACACUGCAGAAACAACAAAAAUAAAAAAAAUUGCUUUGAAAAAGAAAAUACCAGAAAUUAUACCUAAUACAAGUAUUGUGCCCGAAACAACGAUAACGUUAGAACCAGUUAAACAUAAACCAAUUCUUGAUAUUUUUAUGAGUGAAGUCAAUAUGAAUAGCACUAGUAUUUCUACUACUGCACAAUCUACCGAUAUGACCGAUACAACUGAAGUAGAUGAAAACGUACCUCUUACUACUUUGCUAGAAAAGAAGCAGGAAAGUACCGACAGCAAUGAAAUAAAUAGAAGGAACGAAAUUAUGCAUCUUUAUAAAGAUACAAAAUUUAAUUCUAAACCUGAUAAAAAGGAACGAGAUAUCGUUGGGUUUGCAAAUAGUCGCAAUUCUACGGAAGUUGAUGGAGAGCUGAGUGACCCGAGGCGGUCAUGUAUAAUGUGCAAUAACAUUGAGUCAGAAGAUUGUAAUGAUCCCAAAAACAAAUUAAUAACGUCAGUAAUGUGCGAACGUGACGAUGAUUUGUGUUAUUCGCUGCACACGCCUUUUGGGAUAAUGGAUCGUGGAUGUUUCAACGUAAAUCACAAUCUCACCACCUACGUGUGUUCCUGCAAUCUUUGCAACUACCUAUCCAUUUCUGAGAUGCCGUUUAUGUUCUCCCACAAGCGAGAUUGGGUCGAUAAUGUUAUUGAGCUCUCACGUACGAGGCAUUUUAGAAAAUCUGUGUUUAAAGAUAUGUCUUGCCUGAGAUGUGAAGUUAACACGACCACCAAAACUGGUGAUAUGCUCGAUAGUGCAAACUGUUUAGAAGGAAACAUUGCUAAUUUACCAGUGGAAGACUGCAAUUUAGAUGAAGUUUGUGCAGUGAGAGCGCUCAGGGCUGAUGGCUAUAUUUGGCGGGGUUGCAUCAAAUCACCGCUGUACAACUACUGGUGGUCAAUUUGUGACCGCGACCUCUGCAACUAUGAUACCAUUGUGGCGCUUUAUGAUUUCAUCCUUUAA
Molecule: messenger RNA, 2217 nt
Organism: Helicoverpa zea (corn earworm)
Lineage: Eukaryota; Metazoa; Arthropoda; Insecta; Lepidoptera; Noctuidae
Exons: 5
Coding region: 958-2217 (419 amino acids)
Source: RefSeq, a predicted model, not a curated record